This is a messenger RNA of Dissoconium aciculare CBS 342.82, 5676 nucleotides long. RefSeq lists its product as uncharacterized. The transcript has a single exon. The record is from RefSeq and is a predicted model, not a curated record. The coding region runs from base 1 to 5676 and encodes 1891 amino acids. NCBI's taxonomy places the organism in Eukaryota, Fungi, Ascomycota, Dothideomycetes, Mycosphaerellales, Dissoconiaceae.
AUGUUCAGGAAACGAAGCCGAACUCAGGUCGCGGCCGAUGCGCCUCCAAUCAUCACCACCUCAGCUCUGACCUCACAGCCUCCUUUGAUACCUUCGCCAUCCUCGCCAUUGGUCAGCCCACUGGGCAUGACAUUCGACUUUGAACUACCUCCCCCAAAUCCUCGCCGUACGCUUGGUGACAACCUCGCUCGACCGAACACCAGUGAUGGAGUGCGACGGAGCAGCCGAAAUCUACAGCUUCCUGUUGCGCACGGAAAUGGUCAAACGUCAGGCCGACCUGAGAGUUUUCGGAGCGCAAUCUCUCGACUCUCGAGGGACCCCGAUGGAUUAAUUCAAUUGGUGAAAACUGAAGAGGCGGACAAUGUUUCGAAAAUCAGUAGGGACACUUUUUCAAAGUCGCGCUCGAGCUUCGAUCCGCCGGUCGACUCACUCAAUUUCUCGCGUCCUUCAACGGCGGGAGCAGUCAGCACUACUAGCAGUGCACCGCGAAUGGAGCCUUCAUUGUUUCCUAAGGUCGAGCCGAUCGCGGCACCCAUCGUAGACACCAUAGCACCUUCUCGGUCGUUCGUGGACAGCCGGGACAAACCAUACAGUCUGCCGCCCCCUCAGAAACCGUCCACAAUCCGAAACAACAAGAGUGUACCCAAUUUGAAUGCGCAGGCUUCCGCUGCAUCUAAAUCAGAGACAAGGACCAAACCUGUACUUAGCGUUACGACGAAACCCGGCAAAUCGGCCAAAUUGAAAGCACCAACAGAUGCUAAGCCGGUCUCGUCUCUCACCGUUGGCGUACCAUACGGAGCCACAUCAAGUGCCUUUCCACUCCCACAGCACGUUGCAACUCGUCCCAAAACUGCUAAUGGAUCCUCCGAAAUCGCCGGCGUUCCUGUGCUUACGCACCACACUUCUGCGCCUCGAAACGUCGACCUCCGAUCUGAGGAGAAGAAGCAGUCGAGCAGGCAAGCGGAGGUUGUGACUGAAGCUAAGCAGGAAAAGCAGGCGGACGCCAAACCCGCAGAGGGCAAACGGGCUCGCAGGAUGACACGCGUCUUCAAUCCAAUUGCGUUUCUGCAACGGAAAAAGGCAGACGCUGAUCAUGAUUCUGCGAGUGAUUCCCAUUCAGAUCGUGGCACACAGAGCCGUACGAGUUUGAGAUCGCGCGAAGUAAACGCCGAUCGGGCUCAGCUACCUCCCGAAUUGGAUCCUCGAAUUAAGGGCAAAGGCGUCCAUGAUUUCAGCGCGCCGAGGAAACAAAGCACUUUCAACGACUACUCUCCAGCGUCGCCGUCAUACUUUUUUCCUAGCACACCUCAUGAUGGAUCAAGUCCAAACGAUGGUUAUGCCUCUGAUCUUGCUGGUGCGGAAGGUCACCAAAGGCGAAUCAAUCAUGCGCCAGUAUUCACCGAGCAUCUCGGGGAGAAUCCAGACCUGUCGCGACGUGUCAGUUCUCUCGAUGCUGAGAAUCUGGAGAACAAAGAUUUCGUUGCCCGCGCAGCGAAACGCUCUUCCAUGUUGCCAUUACCUCAGGCAAGCGCGACUCUUCCCCCAUUUGCUCGACGCAGCCAGAUCUUAGAUCCAAUGCAAGCAAGUCUGUAUCGGGAUACGGAUGACAGCGAUGCGCAGGAUGGCAAGGAGCAAGAUUCUGUGACGAGCUCAUACAGCGAGGUCAGUCCGAUCAUUGGAACGCUCGACGGAUUGGACGGGAAUCCGGCGUUCAGCCCUGUCUCGAUGGAUGAUCGAUUCCAACUUAUUUCCCCUCCGACAAAGGAUCCUUCAUCGAAUUCGGUCUCCAAUGACAUACCUCGAGAAAAUGGAAACUCAAAUUCUGGACUGUCGACAGAGGUCCAAUCGAACAGAGGUCCAAGCAUUACGCGAGUCUCUGCACCUCCGUCCGCCUUCGAUACUCUCCAAGAACCUGCUCCAACGAGAUUAGCACCGAGUCCGCAUGCUACUGCUGCCAACCAGAGCGCGUUGCCACUUGGGUCCAGCGACGUUUCUGACGAGUCCGACGGAGACAAACGAACCGGGAAAGCCACGGAAGCUGAAGUCGACAAAUCGUCGGGUAAGAGCCUACGAAAAUCGUUCAAGUUCGUCGAUAAGAUUGUGUCUGCUGUCAGCAGCUCCAAGAAGGUUGAUUCCAUGCCCAAAUAUAGUGCCAGUAAUGCAUCUCGCUUUUCGUUCCAAUUCGGCGAUGGCGCUGCAGAAGAGAAGGCACUAGAAGAAAAGCAUCGCAAAGUUGCAGCAGACCGCGAAACCCAGCCGGCAGUCGCAAAUGAUGCCUACGAAGAGGAUGAAUAUGAAGAUGAUUAUUUUGAUGAAGACGCGAUGAACGACCUGGAUGAAAUGGAGGUCGCUCAGCAACAAGAGGAUCAUCCAUAUGGGUCGCUGCCGCCCAUCCCUGCAGCUCAAUCCGAUCAUCUGACUGUAAAUUCCAAAGCGGCGCAAGACGAUGCCACGGCAGGCGCACUUGGUAAAGCACAAAGUUUACGCUACUUGCAAAAAGCGCGACAAGUACUGAGAGACGAUGACUCUCUAUACGAAGACGAUGAUGUACUUGGCGAGGAGCGUGAGGUCACAUACGCGGAUCAUCCUGCGUUCCGGACGCAUUCCGCCAUGGCCAACAGCGUACGGCGCGGAUCCGAGGCUGGGCCUCAUUCUCGACAGAGCUCCAUUCAGACCUCGGCGGGUGAUGCCGGGGAUGGCUAUUGGCGCGGAGGCACAAUCGAUGAUUACAUGCGCGAUUAUGCUCUCUCAAGCAGCGGAUCCGUUCACUCGAAUGCGACAAAUGGUAAAAAUCGAAAGGGAUCAGCCUCCUCGCUCGGAGAUAGAGCUCCGAUGCCCGAGGGUCUCCCCGAAAGCCCCCUGAUUCCGAUCUCGGAAACUGUGCUGUCGGAUCUACUCCCACGGAACGUCAGCGAGUUCCAAGGCCAAGGAUCCGAGGAUUCCUCAAAGAUCGAAGCGACGCCUCGGCCAAAUAUCAUGAAAAGCCGCACCAUAAGCGAAAUGAGCUUCUCCACAAUCAGCGACGGCACGCAUCAUGAAAGUCCUAACGCACAAGCUCUUGCAAAUCUCGCUCAAUCACAACAAAACCCUUCAACUCAAUCGCCGCAAAGCAACUAUGCUGAAAGCGAAGGCUCGUCUCACCCACGAAGUCACGGAGGAUCGACUCUGCAUAAUAGCAUGUCCAGCGGUCAGAGUCUCGCGACCUCUGUAGAUAGUUCUCCUGCUGAGAACAAGACUCUUCUGAAGUCGCUAGAAGCACGAUCUGCAUCACCGAUGGGAGCGCAAGGGCGGUCUUUGCAUGAGAAAUUUUCUGCCCGUGAGACUUCGGGCCUUGUGGCUGGUCUGGGUCAGCGCCGUGUUGCCAAGACUGCCAGUCCUGCUGCAUUGAAACUCACGGGUGGCUCUCAGGGCCUUUUGAGUGUGCCAUCGAGCCCUGCGCCCGCCGGGCGAAAAGGCCUGUUGAGUGACCCUCGGCCUAACAGUGCACAGUCUGCUGUCAGUGGGACGGAGUCACGUGCCCUCAGCAUCAUCGAAGUGGCUGAUGGCGACGAGUCUGACGACGAAUUGCUUUCCUCUCACUCGCCACGAGUUGUACCAAACGUGGACAUCGUGGGUCAACAACAUAUAUACGCAGCGCCUCCCCCCAUCAACGAUUUCCUUGGCCCAAGUCCUACCAUGCAUAGCUUCCCGAAUUCGCCGACAGCAGCGUAUUCGCAAGAAUCGGUCAGAUCUGCUAGCGCAACUUCGACAUUGAUGACUGCGUCAAUCUUCGGACGGGACUCCCUUGACGAUUCGCGCGAUGAAACUCAACAUACGCACCAGCAUCUUGGAACUCCGACUGUCGAGACAAUCUAUGAAGUCAACACUCCCGAUCUCGCCUCGGCGAAUGCUCCUGAGUUUCCUCACACGGAGAAGCCAUUGCAGUCUCCGGUAUCAGUCAAGGCGGCGUCACUGUCGAGUCGUCGUCUCACAAACGAUAGCCAAGUCCUCCCCGACUACGCAAAAUGGUUGCAACUUGACGAGACUAAAAGAUCGCCCACCACUGCACGUCACAUCGGUUCCGGAGCAGGCGCGAUCGCCGCGAUACGCAAUUUUCAUCAGUCACAGGACAUUGCCGAUAUGCAAGAUGACAUGUACUUUGAUGAUGGGAGAUUCGAGCAAGAUAUGUUGGAGGCUCAAGCGGGUGACAUCGUAGAUGAGAGCAGAUUCGAUGACGACAGUUUCCUGAGUCGGCCGAACGCCGCUUACCUGAACACGAGGGAGACCAAAGGUCCUAUAGCAUCCACAGAGCCCAUCAGUGUAGCACCAAAGGAAGCGGGUGCGAUUGACAGCGUUGCAAAAUCGCCUGUGGCACCAGAGGAUCAAAUCAUUUCGGUACAAAGGCAGGCAAGUCUGCAAAAAUACCAUGCUGCACUGGCGGACGCUGCCACGCAAGCUGCCGCAGAUGGACGGUUCACGCGCGCUGCGAGUGUGACGACGUCAGCCCUUAGCGAGUCCCUUCCGACAAAUGGUGGACCGGACGUGUACACUCACAACGAACCUUUCCCUGCCUUGACUCUCUCAACGGAUCAACCUCACAACUUCGACAACCCAGCCUUGGCCUUAGGAACCCAACAAAUCCAGGCAGUGAAUGGGGCUCCUCCGGUCGGCUUUGACUUUGGUUUCGACCAGACUCCAUUCGGGACUGAUGAUGCUACCGAUGAGGACGACGAUCUUGUCGCGGCUGCCAACGCUGAAGCUCUCGCCAACGACGACGAUGGGUUUUACGGACAGGAGUUUCAAUUUUACGGACGGCCGAGGUCAAAUUCGCAAGAGAAUGAGGUCGAAUAUCUUAACGGUGGGUACUUCGGUGCCGAUGGGGAUGAUGGGCUCGCGCGACAGAAAAGUCUGAAAGAGCCCAACUUGACCCCGAUCACGGAACGUUCGGAGUUCAGUACGCGAAACAGCUUCAUAAACAUGUCGCAGGUCGGCCCUGCCAGUGCCGGUGGCUACGGCUCCUAUUCGCCUGCGCUCACACUUUCGCGCAUGCCCACUUCCCCUCUUGUCGCCGACGAUGUUGCCUCGUUCGAGCAGCUCCGCAAGCUUCGGGCGAAUGCAUUUGGGAGCGGCGAAGGCGGUAGCCCGAUCAGCAACAGGUCGAGCUCGAACUCCAUCAACGCUUCUUUCAACCCACCCGUGCCCUCGCGGCCUACUUCAAACCUAGCCAACAGUGUCCCCCUCAACCUCAACACUGAUCCAGACCUCGUCCAGCCGGCGGCCCAUAUGGGUGCACAGAAUCUAUUCGGCGGCUUCAAUUUCCACGACAGCCCAGCUUCGCCAACAUCCAACGACGACUACCCAUUUGCCGCCGCUCAUGUCGACCUCGAUGCCACGCCCAAGAAACGCUCUUCCGGCCAAGCUGCCAGCUUGCAGCAAUACAUCGCCGCCACCCCAAAACCCUACUACGCCAUGGCGACUCCAAUGGCGCUCGGGGCCGGGCCCGCCGAGAUUGCCACGAAUAAGACGUCAAUCUCGCAUUCUCGUAACGGCAGCAGCGCCGACUCGAUCACAUACACGCGCGGUCCCGACCCCGACGACCAUAAUCGUUCGCGGUGGUUCGUCGAGCGCCGGCGCACGAGCGAGCAAGGACAGCUCGAGCUCGUGGCCAAAGAUCUCGUCCAAGGCGGAUGGAUCUGA